AUGUCUUCAAUCGGUAACACCGACAGAGUGCCUGCUUCACGCAUCUUGGUUGAAGGACUGGACAUUGACGAGCUCGUCAGCUCGUCCUCAAACUUCUUUCAUGUUCCACGUUUCCCUAUCUUUUCUGAAGAACUCUCUGCGACCUUAGCCGACCAUGAAGCUAAAGGCAUACCUCUGGUGGUCUCCGACAUUCACGAGCACCCACAGUGGCCUUCCGAGAAGUUCUCACUUGAAUACUUUGCUCAGACCGCCCCUCCGAGUCCGUUCAACCAUCUCAACGUCCGAAAUGUGCAUACUCGUCGAGAUGCAGAAAUGCGGACCACAGACUUCAUAGCACAGUUCCAAUCUCCAACUCUGGACCAGUCCUCGAGCGGUAAGCGGUGCUACGCCAAGGACGCUCCUUGUCCGGACGAGUGGAAAUCAUGGUUGAAGGAUUCGGAUGCCAUACCGGAAUCCUGCCGACAAUUUUCGUCGAAUGAUAUCUUACAAUAUACGUCUUCAGUGGAAACGCUCAUGUGCUAUCUUGGCGGCAGCGGUACCUUCACGCCUAUGCAUAAGGACAAUUGCGCCAGCUCUGGGCAGAACCUUAUGGUGUAUACAAAGGACUCUGGCUCUGCAUUCUGGUUCAUGACACGAAGCUCGGACGCUCCAGCGGUCGCACAAUUCUUCCAAACACUGAAGGUUCCUCAAGUCCUCGACAAGGAGUCCUAUCAUGUGUCCAUAGAAGAGCUCAGAACAGCCCCGUUCUCUGUUUAUAUAACAGAGCAGAAGUUGGGAGAUCUUGUCUUGGUUCCUCCCCGCAGCUGCCAUCAAGUCGUCAACCAUGGUGGUCUCACCGUGAAAGCAUCAUGGUCCCGUAUGACUGUGAAAGGGGUAUCAAUUGCUAUUCGCCAUGAAUUACCUACUUACCGAAGGGUCUGUCGAAUGGAGACCUACCGAUGCAAAUCACUGGUGUACGCCACAAUUUGUGACCGAACUCGUCUGCUCAAACAGAAUGUUGACGAGGACAUCAAGCUCCGCAAGUAA
Stereum hirsutum FP-91666 SS1 is the source of this 1026-nucleotide messenger RNA. RefSeq lists its product as uncharacterized. The record is from RefSeq and is a predicted model, not a curated record. Lineage: Eukaryota; Fungi; Basidiomycota; Agaricomycetes; Russulales; Stereaceae. The transcript has 6 exons. The coding region runs from base 1 to 1026 and encodes 341 amino acids.